Syzygium oleosum is the source of this 1258-nucleotide messenger RNA. RefSeq lists its product as uncharacterized. NCBI's taxonomy places the organism in Eukaryota, Viridiplantae, Streptophyta, Magnoliopsida, Myrtales, Myrtaceae. Gene Ontology annotation, cellular component: nucleus; cytoplasm. Gene Ontology annotation, biological process: RNA metabolic process. The record is from RefSeq and is a predicted model, not a curated record. The transcript is spliced from 7 exons. Gene Ontology annotation, molecular function: RNA binding; sequence-specific DNA binding; single-stranded DNA binding. Bases 39 to 986 code for a protein of 315 amino acids.
UAGCUCGUAUUCGUACCUGUAGAGAAAAAAGCAAAAUUAUGAAAUCAGCAUUUCGCAGCGCAUGCUCCACACUCACUCGUUCCUUAAACCCUAAUCCCUCGUCGCUCUCCGCCCUGCCCGGCCUUCGCCCCGCCGUCGUCGCUCCUCCUCCGCCGCGCCCCUUCCGCUCCCGCCGUACCGCGAUCGCGCCGCCGCCGCCGCCUCGCGCCCUCCCGUCGUCGACGCGGCGCCGCUGCUGCUGCUCCUCCGCGAUGUCCGGCGGCGAAGCUCCCCCCGCUCUCCCUCUGGAGAAGCAGUUCGAGGACUUCCGCGCCCAGCUGGAGGACUCCGUGGGCUUGCGCGAGCGCAUUAGGGCGGUGGUCAUGGAGAUCGAGUCCACCACCAGGCUGAUGUACUCGAGCUUGCUCCUGGUUUACCUGUCUUGGCCGCUUCCUGAGGUUCUGGACAAGACCAAGGCUCACAUUGGCACACUGAAGGAUCACUACAGUCGGCUAGCUGAUAUUUUGAGUGAAUGCCCUGAUCAAUAUUAUAGGUAUCAUGGUGAUUGGAGAAGUGAAACGCAGACUGUAGUUUCCCUUCUCACUUUCACGCACUAUUUGGAGACUGGAAAUCUGCUGCUUCACAAUGAGGCUGGGGAAAAACUUGGAUUGAACAAUUCCCAGUUUGGCCUUGACAUCGAAGACUAUCUUGUUGGAGUUUGUUUCAUGUCUAAUGAAUUGCCAAGGUAUGUGGUGAACCAAGUAACAGCUGGGGAUUAUGACUGCCCAAGAAAGGUCCUGAAGUUCUUAACGGAACUUAAUGCAGCUUUCCGUAUGCUUAAUUUGAGGAAUGAUUUCUUGCGCAAGAAAUUUGAUGGGUUGAAGUAUGAUCUCCGAAGAGUUGAAGAAGUUUAUUAUGAUGUCAAAAUCCGAGGAUUGGCAUCUGAUGGGGACUCAACAGGAGACCAGGGGUCCAAGGAGAAUAAUGACUCAGAAGUUGUACAUUGACCUCCGUCCUAAUAGUGUAGGUUUCCAUGAGAUGAUGCAGGCCCACGAGUUGGCACUAAAUGUAGGCGAGGGGCAGGCGGAGAUUUGCUGUUGUUACUCCUUUCCAAUUUCCAUUGUAAAUUUGUGCAGAAGAGGAGCACUGGAUUGGGGUCUCGUCUGUAUUUUCCCCUUGCACCGCUUAUUGAGUCUUUUGACCAUUCGGGGAUGGAGAACUUUGUUUGGAUCAGUAUGCCUGGGAGUUUUUAUGAAUUUAUGGCCGAGCUCUUUUGCAA